AUGGUUUCUUUGAAUAGCGAGGGGACGAACGGGAUGAUAGCUGGGUCGACAGCCUCGACCGGGAGGGCCUUCAACAGAAGACCGUCCUCGAGUAGCAACUCUCCAGAACGGAAAUCUAGCAAGACAGUAAGACGGAGCCAGUCUGCUACAAUGUCGAUGAAUAGCCUGGCACAGUUUAGGGAUACGACCAUCCGCUCGGUACCUCAGGACACAAGUGAUGAUGAAAUCAAAAAGACUUCGCACCCGAGAUCUGCCUUAUCGACUCCUCCAAGGACCCCAAACAAUGAAAUCAACAAACCUGAGUCGCGGAUGAAUCAGUUUCCCAUAAGUACUCGGAACGCUACAUUUGCGCCAACUAGCCAUCCUCAGCCGUUAUCGAAUGAGAAAACAAUCGAGUAUCGCACACGAGCCAGGGCUAUACCCCAUUCUCCCUCGAGUAGCACUGAUGAGACGGAUGUUGCCGCGGUUGCUGCCCCACUGAACGAGAUAUCUUUAAACACAUCAUUCCAGGCAUUAAGAGGAAGAUCACCCAAUCACAGUGUGCCAUCGUCACCGGUGCCACAAUCCGCCCCUCCUCUAACUGGGCCGAGUGCUCAGAUCUCAACAACUAUAUAUGCAUCAAAUGGCACCCCGCAAAAAGCGGCGACACCCAAGGUAACGAAUAAUGCCAAGCUACUCAAGCAAAGAUCUGUCAAGAAAGAAGAGUCAAACGGUGCACCGCAUUCGAUUAAGACUUCAGACUCCAUAUCAAAUCUUAAAUCAUCACAAGGGGGCGACGCUAGCAAAGUGCUCAACCUGAUGAAGGAAUUACGGGGUAGGAUGGAAGGAACUUUGGCAUACAGAAUUGGAGAUGGCAUGACCUGGACAGAAGGGUUUUGCACGAUUCAGGAGGAGACCGGCCGCCUCACCCAUAACAAAGAUGACAAGACCAAGAUUACAGUCAUCGGGGACCUUCGAGGCUGCCAGAUACGGACCAGUGGUACCAAGUCAGACGACAACGAAGGUAUCAUCGAAGUGUCUACAUUCAGUUCGCGUCAGGAUAUUAAGCUUCGGCCGCUAAAUGCAUAUCAAUACGACUGUUGGCUCGCGGCGCUACUUUGUUGGCAGCCAAUCCGCCCGGCAGGUCCUAAUAAUAAGAAGAUAAAGACGCAGCCGGUUCGGUUGGCAACUGAUCGGAAGGUUGAACGAAGGCGUAAUUCUGAUGCCACUGUGUUGAAGGAAGCUGCUAUCAUCAAGGUUGGCAAGAUGAUGCUGUGGGAUCGCAGCGGACAGAGUAGCAAUGCCCAGCCCGCUCCCGCAUCAAAGGAUAAGUCUUCAAAAUCCAACAAAGUGGCUGGACCUACCUGGCGACGGAUCUCGUGUAUUCUUCAAGAGAACGGCGAGUUUAAACUAUACAACGAGUCUGACGUCGCUUUACUCAACGUCGUAACGUUGUCGUCACUGUCUCGUUCCUCUAUUCAAUACCUGGAUUCUUCUGUGCUCGGGAUGGAACACUGCAUCGGUAUCUACCCACAUGCUAGCACGAAUACGCGAUUCCAGGCCGGUACGCCACCGAUAUAUCUUGCUUUGGAUACAAAAAUCUUAUUCGAGGUGUGGUUUGUUCUAUUGAGAGCAUACACAGUACCCGAACUCUAUGGGCCCGCCGGUAUGACCGGUCUCAGUGCCUCAACAGCUGCAUCACCCCAAACUCCUUCCCUCGCUCAGAACUUCGACCUUGGAGCAUCUUCUCUUGCAGAUGCGUUCAGAGUGCCACGUCUUUUUAGCAUGAAGAUCGUCGAGGCUAAACUUCCCAAUCUGCCCCCCCAACCGGAUGAACAUCGUCACCAGUUUAGUGAGAAGAAGGACACUGAGUUCUUUUUCGAGCUCUUUAUCGACGGGGAUAUCAGGGCGCGGUCUCCCCCAAGAGUGAAAGGAGCAAGUUGUAUGUGGAUGGAAACAUUUGAAUUCAACGAGCUACCAUCUCAACUGAAUGUUAUUGAGGUGGUGUUGAAACAAAGGACCGUAAAGCACAAGCGAGACCGGGGACCGACAAGCAGCAAUGGACCUUUAUCGACCUAUCAAAUAAUAACUGGCGAAGCCAUCGGUGUUAUUACAAUCAAUCUCAACGACUUGCAGUUUGAUGCCGAGACAGAUACCUGGUGGCCGAUCCUCCCGGUUUCCAAGGCUCAAGAAGCGCCUAUUGGUGAGGUCAUGUUGAGGAUGAGGAAAGAGGAGCUUGUGGUUCUAAUGAUGGAGGAGUACAAACCUUUGCUUGAGCUUAUUUCGGACUUCUCUAACGGUCUUACUAUCCUAAUCAGUCAGGUCGUGAACACGGAUCUUCGUCGCCUAGCUCACACCUUAUUAAAAGUUUUCCAGGUCUCUGGAAAAGCAGUUGACUGGCUUAUGGCUCUUGCUGAAGCGGAUGUCAGUGGUAUCUACAAAGAUGGCGGGUCAAAAGCUUUACCUAACGCUGGGUCCUCUGCGGAAGUCGAUGUCCAGUUAAACCAGGCGAACCCCGAUCCAUCUAUUAAAUCUGAUACUACUAAGCGCGCCCAGAUGGAAGCGAAUAUUCUUUUCCGCGGGAAUUCACUACUGACCAAAGCUGUAGAGGCACACAUGGCAAGAUAUGGCAAAGAGUAUAUGGAGGAAACUAUUGGCGGACAUGUCAAACGGAUCGCGGAGGAGGAUCUGUACUGCGAAGUGGAUCCAAUGAAAUGCAAGAACCAGGAUGAGAUAAAACAGAAUUGGAAAACACUGAACUCGCUUGUUAGGAGUGUGUGGCAGUCUAUCUUUAGCUCUGGAGGUAAAUGCCCGUUGGAGGUGAAAAAAGUUCUAUACCACAUCAGGCUUUGUGUCGAAGAGAAGUUUGGAGGUAUUAUUUCGGGACCGACCUAUUCUAGCGUUUCUGGCUUCCUCUUUCUCCGAUUCUUUUGCCCGGCCAUCAUGAACCCGAAGAUGUUCGGUCUUUUAAAAGAUCACCCUGGUACGCGGGCACAAAGGACACUUACCUUAGUUGCGAAGAGUUUACAGGGAUUGGCUAAUAUGACUACCUUCGGCGUGAAAGAGCCGUGGUUCGAAAAUAUGAAUGAGUUCUUAGUUGAACACAACGGCGAGUUCAAGAAGUAUAUUGACUCUGUGAGUGGGUCGCCUCCAGAAGUCGUUACGAGCUUCCAGGUUCCACCAUCCUACGCCACACCUAUAACAAUCCAAGCCCGUCUUCAACAGGGUUCCAAAGAAGGGUUCCCAUCACUUCCCUUCCUUAUUGACCAGCCCCGCGCCAUUGGUCGGCUGGUUCAGAUGUGGCUUAAGUGGCAUGAACUCCAAGAAGCAAAAGGCGGUUCGGUGAACCACCCUAAGGUGGCUGGUAAUGAAGAUGUGCUAAAGUUCCACGAGAUAUGUUUGCAUCUCAAAGAACGAAUGGAGAAAUGUGUCGAAGUCGCUGAAAAUGCAGAGAGGCCAUCAAGUAGUCUCUCGGGUCGCUGGGAGGCUGUUGCAGAAGGUGUGACCGGUUCAUUAGGCGCUGGUUCCGUAUGGGAAAGUGGUAGCAAAGAACCAACAAUUGGUGCUGGGUAUACUAUCUCUUCAGCACCCACACCCACAUCCGCGACUCCUGGUCCUAAACAGCGAAACCCGUCGCCCGGCGGGGGUUCCAAUUAUACUAGAGCUGUUUCUGCCACGAAUUACAAGAAUGGGAAUGCGCCCCAAACUAGCGGGUUUUAUGAGGACGACCACGAUCUUGGAAAUAUUGCACAACUCGGGAAGACCAAGAUUGUUGACUUUGUUGGAGGAAUAAAGAAGAAGGUACAAGCAGCAAAGGAUGCACAUUGA
Orbilia oligospora ATCC 24927 is the source of this 3807-nucleotide messenger RNA. RefSeq lists its product as uncharacterized. The record is from RefSeq and is a predicted model, not a curated record. The coding region runs from base 1 to 3807 and encodes 1268 amino acids. Gene Ontology annotation, biological process: regulation of GTPase activity. The transcript is spliced from 4 exons. NCBI's taxonomy places the organism in Eukaryota, Fungi, Ascomycota, Orbiliomycetes, Orbiliales, Orbiliaceae.